This is a messenger RNA of Emericellopsis cladophorae, 1788 nucleotides long. RefSeq lists its product as uncharacterized. The record is from RefSeq and is a predicted model, not a curated record. Lineage: Eukaryota; Fungi; Ascomycota; Sordariomycetes; Hypocreales; Bionectriaceae. The coding region runs from base 1 to 1788 and encodes 595 amino acids. The transcript is spliced from 4 exons. Gene Ontology annotation, molecular function: oxidoreductase activity; NAD binding.
AUGAAAAUCUCAGGUAGGACCUUCAUCAUCUCUGGCGGCGCGUCCGGCCUAGGCAAGGCUUGCGUGGAGGAAAUCCUCAGCCAUGGCGGCAACGUCGCGAUUCUCGACAUGAACGAGGAAGACGGCCAGGAUCUGGUCAAGGAACUCGGUCCCAGCAGUCGUUUCUUCACCUGCAACGUCCUCGAGACUGAAAGUGUCAGUGCCGCCGUCUCAGGCGCUGUUGCCUGGGCCCGAGAGACCGGCAAACUCAUCGGAGGUGUCAUCCCUGCGGCCGGCGUGUCUACGCCUGCGACAAUGCUGGAUCGCGAUAAUCAGCCGUUCAGCCUCGAUGACUUUGAGUUCGUCAUCAAUGUCAACCUCCGCGGGACGAUUGACCUUGUGAGACAAGCGCUACCCCACAUCGCUUCGCAACCGGCCUCAGAACCAGAUGGCGAGCGAGGCGUCGUCAUCAUGGUCGCAUCUUCAGCGGCUUUUGACGGCCAGAAGGGGCAGGUGUCCUACUCGGCGUCCAAGGGCGCCGUGGCGAGCAUGACCUUGCCCAUGGCUCGCGAUCUGUCGCGGCACGGAAUCAGAGUGGUCACCAUUGCGCCGAGUCUGUUUGAGAGUCGCAUGACAAGCAUGAUGAGCGGCAAGGUACGGAAAAGCUUGGAGAAGGCGAUGGAGUUCCCGAGGAGGAGUGGACGUCCUGAGGAGUUUGCCAGCUUGGUGAAGCAGGCGAUUGAGAACAUUAUGCUCAAUGGCGUUGUCGUGAGGUUGGACGGUGCAAUGAGAAUGCCCAGCAAGAUCGAUCAGGAGAUGGCACGUUACCAGGUUGCCGUGCUGGAUGACUACCAAGGAGCUGCCGUCAGCAAGUUCUCCUCACUCGAUGCGACCCAGUUCCAGGUCACGCACAUCCUCGAUACCCUGCCACCGUAUUCUCGUCCAGAUACCCCACAGCAUGCCAAAGAUGAGCUCGUCAAGCGGCUCCAACCCUAUCACAUCAUAUCUCUUCAUCUCCCUUCGUUUCAGUCCAUGUCCACCCUGGUAGCCGGCACUGCCAGCACACGGACCGCUCUGGGGACGCAAGGAGCUAGCACAGAUAGCACCACUCAGCACUGCGUCACGAUGAUCCUGGCAUUGGCGAGGAACGUUGCUGCCGAUGAUGCGAAUGUCAAGGCCGGGAAGUGGCAAACGGAUUUUGCUAUCGGACUCGCAGGCAAGACGCUGGGUGCCGUGGGCUUGGGAAGGCUAGGACUGAGCGUGGCGCGCAUCAUGCAUCUCGCCUUUGGCAUGAAGAUCUUGGCCUGGAGCACAAACCUCACACAAGAAGCUGCUGAUGAGAAAGCCAAUUGUUGUGGACUAUCUGUUCAAGACGAGCACGGCAACAAGACCUUCCAAGUCGUUUCAAAGACGGACUUGUUCAAGAAGUCUGACGUUGUCACCCUGCAACUCGUUCUCUCGGACCGAUCACGAGGCAUCAUCACCAAGUCUGAUUUGGAGCUCAUGCACGCCGGUGCACUCUUUGUCAACACGUCUCGCGGGCCUCUCGUCGUGGAGUCUGACAUUCUUGACGUGCUUCAAGCCGGAAAGAUUGCGGGUGCCGCAUUGGAUGUCUUUGACGUUGAGCCGCUGCCCAAAGACAGCCCUUGGCGUAGUCAGGACUGGGGAAGAGGCGGCAGAAGCAGGGUUCUACUGACACCCCAUAUGGGCUAUGUUCAGGAGGAUUCCCUCGGUAGAUGGUAUGAGCAGCAGGUUGCAAACAUCAAACGGUGGGUCAAAGGAGAGCCGCUUGAAUGUCUGCUCGCUUAA